AGCUGCUAAACUGAAGGCUCUUGGGAUGGAUGUGAAUGAAUCCUUUUUAGUUCAAUUUAUUUUGAACUCCUUGCCUCCUCAAUUUGGAUCAUUUCAAAUUCACUAUAACACUAUUAAAGAUAAGUGGAAUGUGAAUGAAUUGACCAGUAUGCUUGUUCAAGAGGAGACAAGACUUAAGCAACAAGGACAUCAUUCUGUCAAUCUUGUAAGUCAUGGAGCCAAGAAGAAAUGGAAGAAGCCAAGAAAGGGCAUGAAGAAUGGACCAUCCAAGGGUAAAGAGCCUCAUCAUAAUACCGAGGUUCAUAAGAAGAAACAAAACAAAGAUAGAUAUCAUUUUUGCAAGAAAUUGGGAUACUAUCAGAAGGACUGCCAUAAACGCAAGGCAUGGUUUGAAAAGAAAGGGAUUCCUUACAACCCAGAUGCAAAAUCCAAAUGAGAGUUUU
Phoenix dactylifera (date palm) is the source of this 443-nucleotide messenger RNA. The record is from RefSeq and is a predicted model, not a curated record. NCBI's taxonomy places the organism in Eukaryota, Viridiplantae, Streptophyta, Magnoliopsida, Arecales, Arecaceae.